Onychostruthus taczanowskii (white-rumped snowfinch) is the source of this 1605-nucleotide messenger RNA. RefSeq names its product NIPA like domain containing 1 (gene NIPAL1). Bases 1 to 1605 code for a protein of 534 amino acids. Gene Ontology annotation, cellular component: membrane. The transcript has 7 exons. Gene Ontology annotation, molecular function: magnesium ion transmembrane transporter activity. The record is from RefSeq and is a predicted model, not a curated record. Lineage: Eukaryota; Metazoa; Chordata; Aves; Passeriformes; Passeridae. Gene Ontology annotation, biological process: magnesium ion transport.
AUGCCACCCCCGUCUCCAGCGGCGAGCGGGCGCGCCCAGGUGCGGCGUGCCGCGCCCGGGCGGGCGGAGCCGCGGAGCCUCGCAGCCGUGGGCCCCGGAGAGGCGCUGCCCGCCCGCCCGUGCUGCCGAGCGGGUCAGUGUGUGCGGGCCGCGGGGCCGGGGCACCGCGGGAGGGCGCGGGGUGGCUCGGCCUGCGCGGGGGGAUCCACCGCGGGAGGGCGCGGGGUGGCUCGGCCUGCGCGGGGGGAUCGCGUGGCUCGGGACGCGGAGGGCCGGCGGGCUCGGGGCGCGGCCGUGCGCUCCUGCAGCCCCGGUGCCCGGAGCCCCCAGCUUAGCUACAGAAACUCUGUGCUGAGCAAGCCAGGCAGCCUCAGUGGUUUGUGCCUGUGUUAUGAAUCAUUUGUCCUUCUUUUUGUGCUCCCAGGUGCUGUGCUCUCUUUUUCUUGCCGCAACUCCUGUCAGGCAUGGUGCCAGAUCAUCAAUGUGUCUGAGUCACACUCUCCUCUCCUCACCUCUAUGGAAGGGAUGGGCAAUGAAACAAACUGGAGCAUUUCCAUGCCUUCUGGAAGCAAAUACCACCUCUACAUUGGCUUGGCUUUGGCUAUAGGCUCCAGUAUCUUUAUUGGGUCUAGUUUCAUACUGAAGAAGAAAGGACUUUUGAAACUGGCAGACAGAGGAGUCACCCGAGCUGGUCAAGGUGGAUAUUCUUAUUUGAAGGAAUGGCUUUGGUGGGCUGGACUGCUGUCAAUGGGAUUAGGAGAAGCUGCAAACUUUGCUGCCUAUGCCUUUGCACCUGCAACCUUGGUUACCCCCUUGGGUGCACUGAGUGUUCUCAUAAGUGCUAUAUUGUCAUCCUAUUUUUUAAAAGAGAAGCUGAAUAUUCAUGGAAAGCUGGGCUGUGUACUGAGCAUUUUGGGGUCAACAGUCAUGGUUAUUCAUGCUCCAGAGGAGGAGGAGGUCACCUCACUAGAUGAGAUGGAAAGAAAACUGCAAGAUCCAGUGUUUGUUACAUUUGCUGUUCUUCUAACAGUCGUUGCCCUCGUCCUGAUCAUUGUCGUGGCUCCAAAGAGAGGUCAGACAAAUAUACUGAUCUACAUUUUAAUUUGCUCACUCAUUGGCGCCUUCUCUGUCUCGUCUGUGAAAGGCCUGGGCAUUGCCAUUAAACAGAUGCUGCAGAGGAAGCCAGCCUAUCGCCAUCCCCUGGUUUACAUUCUGGUGGGCAUCUUGGUGCUCUCAGUCAGCACCCAGAUCAGCUAUCUCAACAAAGCACUGGACGUGUUCAACACGUCCCUCGUGACCCCCAUUUACUACGUGUGCUUCACUACGACAGUGGUGACGUGCUCCAUCAUCUUGUUCAAGGAGUGGAGUAGCAUGGAACUGGGUGAUAUCAUUGGAACCCUGAGUGGAUUCUGCAGCAUCAUCAUUGGCAUUUUCCUGCUGCAUGCUUUCAAAAACACUAACAUCACCUGGAGUCAGCUGAUGUCCACUGUUGCCAAAGAACCGUCACUGCCCCACCGUGAAUUUGAAACCAGUCACACUUUGCUGGAGAGCAUGGAAGACCCAGCUUUGGCAUAUGAGGAGGACAACAUUUUAUUCAGUCAGUGA